Messenger RNA from Mytilus californianus (California mussel), 1600 nucleotides. RefSeq lists its product as uncharacterized. The coding region runs from base 210 to 1412 and encodes 400 amino acids. Lineage: Eukaryota; Metazoa; Mollusca; Bivalvia; Mytilida; Mytilidae. The record is from RefSeq and is a predicted model, not a curated record. The transcript is spliced from 6 exons.
UUUUAUUGGAGUUGGGAUUUACUUUUGAAAGUAUUUAACAAUGACCUUAUUACCAGCUUAAAAUGUCAGUUAUUGACUGAGCUACUGGACACUGAAACGUUUGUCUCCCACAGUGUGACCAACUCAAGCUAGCAGUACUGUUAUCCAAAGGAUUAUUUUGAAAUCUGCAACUGUUGAAUAAAACUGGGUUUUUUUUCAGUAUCUAAACAAUGGCAAGUACCACUGUAAACACAUCAACUACUCCCGGAGCUGAACCAGAAACAGAACCAGAAACAGAACCGGAAGCUUCUGCAGUAGAAAUAAUUGUUCCACCAGUAGCUCUAGCAUUCUGUGGAAUUCUGGUUUUGAUGACGUUAUACAUACUUACUAAAAAGAUCAAAUGUUGCAGACGUGACAAACGCAUACACUGCAAUGAAAAACUUCAGGAGGUGGAUAACUCAUUCUUGUUCCUCGAGGACUUCGAACCCGAAAGGAACGAUUUACCAAAGGUCCCUUUCUUUACGGAAUAUGAAGUUCACGCUUUGGGGCAAAUAUCUCAUUUCCAAAACAGCGUAAGAAAACUUGCAUUUAUUUCACUCCCGCCAUUCUUAGGUUUAAUUUUUUGUCCUAUGACAUUGUUUAUAUAUUCACCGAUGGCAAACUACUUUUGGCCAAGUGAUUCAUCCACUCCAAAUAUAAACGAUGCUCUUGGGUGUUUUCUGGUUCCUGCUGGUAUGGUUUAUGCUAUAACCUUUGGAUAUGCAAUUGAAGAAGUUCAACAGAAGCAUUUUGCAUUACGAGAUAGAUUGUCGGAAGAAGUUGUUCUGUCAAGAGAAAUCAUAUGUUUGAUCAAUCAAAUUGAAGCUAUACCGUCGAAAGUCCGCCAAACGCUUUGUCGUAUAUUGAAGACUAAUAUUAUGAAUAGGAUAUUGCAAGUUCAGAACAAUUUUGACGGCGUCGAAAAUGUGAAUGUAUGGGAAAUAUCAGAUAUUCUCAAUUACAGCAGCAUGAAACAGACUGCAACUACAAAAGCACUUUUACGGGUGGUAUAUGAAAAUGUACAUCGACUGUUCUCUUUGAUUCCAGACAACGGACCACUGUACGAACACAUUAACCCGUUGCAAUGGAUAUUAUUAGAAACUUUGGGCGGCUUUACAUUUCUCGGCAUGUUGAUGGUCAAGGCACAGUCGUACAGAAUGGAAUUAACAAUAUGUUUGAUCAGUGUGAUAUCGAUCACACUAUUGGUAUUUACAGUCAGUGAUCUUGACAGCCCCUUCGAUGGAUUUUUUAGAAUCGAUCUUUCUCCAAUGGAAGCUUUGGUGUGUGACCUUUACAAGGAGUAUCGGAGCAUACUACCAAGUAAAUCCGCCCCAAACGAUCAAAUGAAAUUAAAGUCGUCUUUUGCACCGUUUGGGCAAAUGGACAAGAGUUAAAAUACAAUCAAAACAAAUUUUCAGCCAUCAUUAUUGGUUUGUUUAUUACUAUUCGUGUAUAUAUUGUUUGCUUCUUUUUUGUUUGUUUAUUUUCUUGUUUUUGUUAUGUUUUUGUAUAUAUAUUUUAUUUUCAGUCUGAAGUUGUAUUUUUAUUGAAAAUAAUAAAAAUCUUUCAAUUGAUUGUUUUA